CUCGGAUUGCGCCUUCGAGCCAAAACGCUAAAGUUAGAGAAAGGAAUGGGAUGCUGUAGUGAGCCUUCACCGCAACUUCAGCUGUUCCGUUCUGUAAUUUACUAAACUCAUUCGCAUUCUGCGGUAGACUGUAGUCUUUAUUGCGCUGUCCUGUAGCGCUAAUUUAAGGGCUCUCUGGAAAAGAUUUCUUCAUCGUUGGAAGCAUUAUUUUCUGAUACCGAUAUUCAUCCAGUUAGAAGAAAAGAAAUGCUGGGCCUGCAGGACUCAGGCUGCCACCUGGGCGAGCAGGUGCGCUCCAUGAUGCGUUCUCUCCAGGACCUGAAGCAUCUGCGUCGGACAUGCGUAGCAGCGCCUCCUUCUGGCCCACCCGCUGCCCGGCCACGCGCCUGCAAGCUGCUGAUUGCCCAGCGUGAGCGGCGGGGGGCGAGGCUCAGGGUCAGCGACGCCAGCGAGGCCAGCAGCUCCGACUCGGCGUGCUGCCUCAUGGGCCCCCUGGAGGAUGAGGAGGGAAGUGCAUCCAGCUCCCCCAGCAGCGAGCGGAGCCUGGAACUCGACUCGGACUACUCGGAGGGCUCGUGGCUGGACGAGGGCGUCGUGCUGCGCCGCUCCAGGAACGUGCGAGUCUCAUCGGUGGCGUGCCUGCGCACGAACCAGAUAUCGGCCCCCGCCUGCCCCCGCCCGCGGCCCAAGUCCACAUCGGAUGCCUGCCUGGAGCGGUGGACGGCGUUUGAGGCACCGGGCGAGGCAGAGGGCUGGACGGCGGCUCUGCUCACCCGGGGACGCAACCGCCAGCCGCUCGUGCUGGGCGACAACAGCUUUGCCGACCUCGUACAGAACUGGAUGGACCUGCCAGACUACCCAUCCGAUUCUACAGUGCCUAAGCCCACUUCAGGCCGGCGCCUGGCCAAAGACUUGCUAGUGAGCAUGAAACGGCGCCUGGUUGGUAUCUCUCGCGGGACGGGUGCAUGGAAAAAGACGUCGGACCCAGCUCAGAGCAACAGGGUCACCAUGCAGCCCAAACGACUCUCGUGCCCUGUGGACGUUCCCCGGAAGGUGCCGUUUUUCCAUAAGUCUCACCUGGGCCUCCAUGAAAUUGACACAAAUUUUUAUCGCUUCACAGCACUCAUGAAGACGGGCAACCGGCAGCCAAUCCUCUGUAAUGACAUCAUCGGGUACAUAUGAGUGUCAUUAAGCCAAAUUUAUACUCUGACUGAAUGGACUCUGAUACUUAUGAAGAUACUUAUGUUUUUUAUAUUUGAAACUGUUGUGUUAAUUCAUUCGAUUAUGUAUCACGGUCAUGCUGAUAAUAAUAAUAAUAAUAAUAAUAAUAAAAGUUUUCAGACAUUUCAAA
This is a messenger RNA of Electrophorus electricus (electric eel), 1351 nucleotides long. It is a transcript of the gene inka1a, whose product is annotated as inka box actin regulator 1a. Gene Ontology annotation, cellular component: nucleus. Gene Ontology annotation, molecular function: protein kinase binding; protein serine/threonine kinase inhibitor activity. NCBI's taxonomy places the organism in Eukaryota, Metazoa, Chordata, Actinopteri, Gymnotiformes, Gymnotidae. The record is from RefSeq and is a predicted model, not a curated record.